AUUCUACAUCCAAUUCAGCUUGUAGAGGCCGAGCUGUGUCCGCGCUAGGGCUUAGUCUCAUAGAUCAGAUAUAAAACGUCAUCUUGAUUUCGUCCGCCAAUUUCCCUGCUCUGAAAACCCUAGGCGUGCCGGACUUUCAACCUCUCUCCUGCGUUUCGAGAUGGCGAAGUCGAAGAACCACACUGCUCACAACCAGUCCUACAAGGCCCACAAGAAUGGCAUCAAGAAGCCUAAGAGGCACCGCCAUACUUCCACCAAAGGGAUGGAUCCCAAGUUUCUGAGGAACCAGAGGUAUGCCAGGAAGCAUAACAACAAGAGUGCUGAAGAAGCCACGGAGGAAGAGUGAGGGGCAACUCUGUCAUGGAGCUGCGAGGAUUUUCCGUAAUAGAUUAGAUUUCUUGUCGUAGUUCUGUGUUUUUGUGGCAUCUUUUUUUGAAUUAAUUUGUCCUUUAUUAAUAGUAUAGCGAACUUAACGUUUCCUCAUCUUCGUAACACAAGCAUUGUUGUUAUCUUCUAUCAAAGAUUCUUAUUCAACACGAUCAUCAUUUUGAUUUUCAA
This is a messenger RNA of Prosopis cineraria, 558 nucleotides long. RefSeq names its product 60S ribosomal protein L29-1-like. The transcript is spliced from 3 exons. Gene Ontology annotation, biological process: cytoplasmic translation. The coding region runs from base 161 to 346 and encodes 61 amino acids. The record is from RefSeq and is a predicted model, not a curated record. Gene Ontology annotation, cellular component: cytosolic large ribosomal subunit; ribosome. Gene Ontology annotation, molecular function: structural constituent of ribosome. NCBI's taxonomy places the organism in Eukaryota, Viridiplantae, Streptophyta, Magnoliopsida, Fabales, Fabaceae.